Molecule: messenger RNA, 1642 nt
Organism: Sesamum indicum (sesame)
Lineage: Eukaryota; Viridiplantae; Streptophyta; Magnoliopsida; Lamiales; Pedaliaceae
Gene: TAF15
Product: TBP-associated factor 15
Molecular function (GO): RNA binding
Source: RefSeq, a predicted model, not a curated record
UCCUACGAUGUACCCUGGAAUUACGUUCCAUGCCCCAAGGUAUAUUUCCAAUUGACUUGAUCCCUUUCGCAGCCACCGAUUCCCCACUUCUUUCCUCAUCCCUCUCAGCGGAGUAACCUGCGACGGCGGGCACCUGCACCGGCGAAAGGCGAUUCAUGAAAUUGGAGCACAAUGGCAAACUAUUCGGGAAAAGGAGCCCCGACGAAUGGGUCUGUUUAUGUUUGUAACUUGCCGGUUGGGACAGAUGAGAAUAUGUUGGCUGAGCACUUCGGUACUAUUGGCUUGCUAAAGAAAGACAAAAGAACUGGGCGUCCCAAGAUAUGGUUAUACCGUGAUAAAGUGACAAAUGAGCCCAAAGGAGAUGCCACAGUCACGUAUGAGGACCCACAUGCUGCAUUGGCUGCUGUUGAAUGGUUCAACAACAACGAUUUUCAUGGAUCCAAAAUUGGAGUCUUCAUGGCGGAGACAAAGAGCAAAGAUGAAGCAGGGAAUAAUGUAGUUAGUGAUCUGAACGGGCUGGAGGAAGGAGCUAGUGAUGUGGAUGGUGGGGGUGGAAGAGGAAGAGGUCGAGGUGAUGCUGGGGGGAAACCAUGGCAACAAGAGGGAGAUUGGUUGUGUACGAAUACAAGUUGUGGCAAUGUAAACUUUGCGUUUCGAGGUGUCUGCAACCGUUGUGGAACUGCACGUCCGGCUGGAGCCUCUGGCGGUGGUGGUGCUGGUGGUGGCCGAGGAAGGGGCCGAGGUGGGGGUGGCCAUGAUUUAGGAGGCCCUACUCGUGCCGUUGGUGCUGGUGCUACUGGAGGAGGGCUGUUUGGUCCUAAUGAUUGGCCUUGUCCAAUGUGUGGAAAUAUUAACUGGGCAAAGCGCACAAAAUGCAACAUCUGCAAUACCAAUAAACCUGGACUUAGUGAGGGAGGAGUGAGAGGAGGGCGUGGUGGAGGCUACAAAGAACUUGACGAAGAAGAAAUAGAAGAGACAAGACGGCGCCGCCGAGAGGCUGAAGAAGAUGAUGGUGAAAUGUAUGAUGAGUUUGGAAACCUUAAGAAAAAAUUCCGUGCGAAAACACAACAAGCUGAAAAGGCUCUGGGUGUUCCUGGUGUUGGACGUGCAGGAUGGGAGGUUGAGGAACUAGGUGCAGGUGAAAGGGAUAGAAAAGACAGAAGUAAGGACAGGGGAAGAGAGCGUGAUGAUAGGGAGAGGGAGAGGCACCGAAGUAGAGAACAUGAUAGGCAAAGAGAUAGAGAUCGAGGUUACGAGUAUGAUCGAGACAGGGACAGAGAUUAUGGACGGGAACGAGAACGAGAACGAGAACGUGAUAGGGAGCGCAGCAGGUACCGUAGUUGAGGAUUCAAGCACCGGGAAUAUUUAUCUUCUUCUCAGGUUUUGUGGAUGAAGAUGUGCUCUAUAUUAUUAGGCACAAUGAUUUUCAAUAUGAAGUUAAAAUGAUUCUCUUGCAUGAUGUUUUGGCCUUUUAAAAUGUUGGCAUAUUCACAAUUGAGGAAAACAAAGUUUGUAUUUUGUCGUGCAAGGUUACUGAACUUCUUGAGUGCAGAAUCGUGGAAGAAUGAUUGGAUUUGAGCCACCUGUUUAAUACAGGUGUUCCUCAUUCCUCUCAUCUCUCUCCCUGGAGUAAUUCUCAUAA